AUAACAUAAUCAAAUAAAUUCGUCGUACGUAAUAUUUUUGACAUCAAUGCGUGCCAAAUAUGGAACAUUUGAAACUAUUAACACCUUCUGUGAUUUCACCUUGCAUAUAAACAAAUGACAUUUCUUAGAAGAACAGGGUGUUGCAUAUUGAAAAAAAUAUAUUAUUGUUUUGGAACAAAAACAUAAACCACAGAAAACAAUUUUAUUUUUAAUUUAUUACACCGCCAGAGCCAGUUUUAAUUAUUUGCUAAGUUUUAGAUAUAUAUAACUAUAUGGUUAUAAUCUAUGACAUCAUUAAAUCCUGAUUUAUCACUACCUACCUGCCGGGUUUGUUUACAAAACAAUCAAGAUGAAGAAAUGUCUUCGAUUUUUGAUGUGGAUGCGGACUUUGAUGAUCUACACAUCUAUGAAAAAAUUGAACAAUGCGCUGAUAUUAAGAUAAUACGACAUGAUAAAAUACCCACCUUAAUAUGCGGUGACUGUUAUGGAUUCUUAAAAGUUUCGUAUAAAUUUCGCACCAUUUGUCGUAAUUCUAAUGAAUAUUUAAAAGAGUUUGUUAUCAGUGGCAAGUCCAGUCCUCUACUACCAGAGGAAUCUUCGCUUCAUGAUAAUCCGCUGCUAAUUCAGAAAAAGGUGGUUAAGAAGAGAGCCAAACGAACACAAUACAAAACAAGAAGAAAGGAAAGGGAUUUAUCGCCUGCUGUAGAGAUCAUAAAAACUGAAAAUGAAUUAGUGGUAAAAGAUGAAAACGAUUUUGUUCCAAAUAACAUAGAUUUCGAAGAAUUAAAUGAAAGAGAUAGUAUUGGUGAUGGUGAGAUUGAACAUUUAGAUGAAGAUAAUAAUGAAGUCUGGUUAGAUCCAGAUUACCAAGAUGAUGAUGAUUUCGAUGUUUCAAUCGGUUCGUUAGAAUUGGAUGUCAAGGAAGAAGCUGAUGAACUAGAGGAAACUACUAAAAAACGAACUAAGAGUAGUAAGAAAACAAGAAAAGUGGGGACAAAGCCAUCAAAGACUCUAGAUAUCUCUUCAGAUGGUGCGGCAAUUAUACGUGAAAAGAAACCCCGUGCAAAAAGAGUGAAAAGAGAAAGGCAACCACAUAUAUGCGAAAUUUGUGGAAACAAAUAUCCACGACGUUACGCAUUGGAAAUGCACAUGAGAAGACACCGUGAUGAGAAACCAUACGCAUGCGAAAUUUGUACCUACGCCUUUCACAGUAAUUUUGAAUUGAUACGUCAUAUGAGAAAACACACUGGAUCUAGACCUUAUAAGUGCAGUUAUUGUCCUCGAGCCUUCGGCGAUCAGUCUACUUUAAUAAAACAUGAAAGAAUACAUCGCAAUGAAAGACCCUUCAAGUGUGAUACAUGUGGAAAAACGUUUACCUAUUCUAAUGUUUUAAAAUAUCACAUAUUGACACAUACUGGAGAAAAACCAUAUGCUUGUGAAAUCUGUGGAAAAACAUUUACAAGAACUCAUCAUUUACGAGCUCAUUUGGAAACUUUACAACAUCAAAAUGAUCCUAAAGCCAAAAUGCAAUUGGCCAAUAUUAGAAAAAAUAAUAUAAGUCAAUAAAAUGUGUAAUUUUUACUUGGUAACCUAUAAUAUAAUGAAUUUAAUACAGAAUGCAAUCUGAUAUCAAUCAGGGAUACAACUCUUUUAAAAUCUUAUGCCUGCUACGUGAUAUCUUUGGGUGUAUGUUUUUGUUCUGCAUUUCACUUUCCUGUGAAAAUAAAAAUGAUCUUAGCAAAUAAAUUGUAAAUAAAUGUCGGUCAUGAUGUUAUAAUGAGUACAAUAUUGUCAAUCAAUAUUGUGGUUAUUUAAAAAAACAAUGUUCCGCCAAACUUAUUUUAUGCCUCAA
This is a messenger RNA of Lucilia cuprina (Australian sheep blowfly), 1852 nucleotides long. RefSeq names its product zinc finger protein 287-like. Gene Ontology annotation, molecular function: RNA polymerase II cis-regulatory region sequence-specific DNA binding; zinc ion binding; DNA-binding transcription factor activity, RNA polymerase II-specific. NCBI's taxonomy places the organism in Eukaryota, Metazoa, Arthropoda, Insecta, Diptera, Calliphoridae. Bases 286 to 1566 code for a protein of 426 amino acids. Gene Ontology annotation, biological process: regulation of transcription by RNA polymerase II. Gene Ontology annotation, cellular component: nucleus. The transcript is spliced from 5 exons. The record is from RefSeq and is a predicted model, not a curated record.